UGGAAUAUUAGUUCUAUUAGCGAAGCUGUCGCAAGCAGUGAGCAAGCAAGUUUUGUGAUAUAAAACUAACAAGCUAGCUUAAGCUCGUGUAAGGGAGCGCUGUUGAGUAUAUUCCCGGAAAAAUGGCAGAAUCCUCUGAAUGUGUAACUAAGAAAGGGCAUGUACUUCACAAGGGAUAUAUAGACCAUUUAGAUGAGCUCUAUAAUUUUCCAGUAAGGGACCAAGAUGUUUGGAUAUGCGGGUUUCCAAAAUCAGGUACGACAUGGACUCAAGAAUUGAUUUGGAUGAUAAUGAAUAACCUCGACUUUGAAGGAGGGAAGGAGGAUAUCCAUUACCGAGUUCCAUUCCUUGAGCUCUCUUGGUAUAAGGACAACGCGGAAUCUUUUUAUCUGGAACCGCUGCGUGAUAAUAUAGGCUAUAUCAAGAAGAAGUACCAAUCUGGACCUGUGUGUCUGAAAACUCACAUGCCUUGGGUAUUUUUGCCGAAGGAUAUCCAGGAGGGUUUAAAAAAGACAAAGAUCAUCUACGUUGUAAGAAACCCCAAGGACGCAGCACUUUCUUUAUAUCAUUUCAUGAAAGCACUAGGAGAAUGCAAUGAACCAGUAGACGACUUUCUUGAAAAUUUUAUAGCAGGCAAUGCUGUCUAUUUGCCAUACUGGAGCCACGUAUUAGAAUUUUGGGAGCAACGACACAAACCCAACGUCAUGAUCCUGAGGUACGAAGAGAUGCUCAAGGACCUGCCUGGAAUGAUAAGAAAAGUAGCAAGCUUCUUGGAGAAGCCACUGACUGACGACCAAGUAGACCAGCUAGUGAAACAUUUGAGCUUCGAUAGCAUGAAGACCAAUUCUGCGGUCAACAACGAGAAGUUAAUUAAAGAAAGACGGCAAAUAAAAGGUCUAGGCGAAGCACAAACUGGUCAUAUGAGACGCGGCCAAGCAAAAAGUCAUAAGGCAGAGAUGUCCCCAGAGAUGAUUGAGAAGUUUGAUGAAUGGAUUAAUGUUAAUACGAAAAAUACUGACUUUGUAGUAGAAUAAUUAAUAUAUUUCUUGUAAAAAUAAUGUGAUUUGAAUAUUCUCGUCGAUAAAAGUUUUUUGAGUUCAUGCCUCUUUCUUCAGUGUAGGAUAUAGGAGCCAUGAAGAGAAGGUGUAUACAGAAUGUGAUCGUAGAAAAAUGAAAAAUACAAACAAUCCGACUACUUUUUUUUAUCCGAUUUUUUAACUGCCU
Messenger RNA from Acanthoscelides obtectus, 1224 nucleotides. Lineage: Eukaryota; Metazoa; Arthropoda; Insecta; Coleoptera; Chrysomelidae. The record is from the annotation of a GenBank genome assembly.